Anguilla rostrata (American eel) is the source of this 2041-nucleotide messenger RNA. It is a transcript of the gene hoxc13a, whose product is annotated as homeobox C13a. NCBI's taxonomy places the organism in Eukaryota, Metazoa, Chordata, Actinopteri, Anguilliformes, Anguillidae. Gene Ontology annotation, molecular function: DNA-binding transcription factor activity, RNA polymerase II-specific; RNA polymerase II cis-regulatory region sequence-specific DNA binding. The record is from RefSeq and is a predicted model, not a curated record. The transcript has 2 exons. Bases 196 to 1119 code for a protein of 307 amino acids. Gene Ontology annotation, biological process: regulation of transcription by RNA polymerase II.
CGACCCCGUCUUUAGCCCCCACACCCCCGCCUAAACUCAUGGGCCUCGUUAGCAUAUCACGUGCCCCGGAGCCUGGAUCUUAAUGAACUGGACGCCCGGGCCCUUCCUGCGCAUGCGCUCGCGUAAAAAUGCACUUGGAAAUGAGGCGUCUGUCUUGGAGUAGUCGACUUUUAAAAAGCAUCGGGAGCCCUUGAUAUGACGACUUCGUUGGUCCUGCAUUCACGCUGGGCGGACACCUUGAUGUACAUGUAUGAAAAAAGCCCGAAUGAAAACAAUCAGAAUAAAACUCAAGCCAUGGAGGGACUGAGCGGGAACUGCCCCGCUGCCCACUGCAGGGACCUUAUCUCACACCCAGCGCUGGGGCGGCAUUCUGGCAGCAUAACUACACACCAGGGUUCCGUGUACUCGGAUAUAUCCUCCUCGGACGCCGGUCGACAGUGCCCUGCUCCCCAGACAUCUUCAAGCACUUCUCUGGGCUACGGCUAUCCGUUUGGAAGCCCCUAUUAUGGGUGCAGGUUGUCUCACUCGCACAACGUAAACUUGCAGCAGAAGCCCUGUUCUUACCACCCAGCAGAAAAAUACGCCGAGCCCAGCAGCGCGUUGCCCACAGAAGAACUCUCCAGCAGGGCGAAAGAGUUUGCCUUCUACCCCAGUUUCGCCAGUUCUUACCAGGCUGUCCCGGGUUAUCUAGACGUGUCGGUCGUUCCAAGUAUUAGCGCACACCCAGAACCACGGCACGACGCCUUGAUUCCAAUGGAAGGCUACCAGCACUGGGCUCUUUCUAAUGGCUGGGAUGGGCAGGUGUACUGCUCGAAGGAGCAAACACAGUCAGCUCAUCUCUGGAAGUCGCCAUUCCCAGAUGUAGUUCCUCUACAGCCUGAAGUCAGCAGUUACCGCCGCGGCCGGAAGAAGCGAGUCCCGUACACUAAGGUUCAGCUGAAGGAGCUGGAAAAAGAGUACGCUGCCAGCAAGUUCAUCACCAAAGACAAGCGAAGACGCAUCUCCGCCGCAACCAACCUCUCGGAGCGCCAGGUCACCAUCUGGUUCCAGAACCGGCGUGUGAAGGAGAAGAAAUUCGUCAGCAAAUCCAAGACCAGUGCCCACAUGCACACAACCUGAUACCUUCAAACCCCGUUUGACCCCCCACUCAGAUCGCUCUGAUAAAACUCUGUAUUUAUAUGGUAUCAAAAUCACAUACGGAGAACAUUUCACGAUAUCAUUUUAUUCAACACCGUCGCCUUCUUUAGAGAAAAUAUUAUAAAACUGUGAAACAUCGUAAGAAAUCAGCUCAACAUUGUCUUUUAUAUGAAUGUGUAAAUAAAUAUAUAUAUAAAUAUAUAUAUAAUAUUUAAAAUAAUCUCUGUAUUUCAAACAGACACGUGAAUAAUGUACUUUUUCUUCUGAAUAGCGACUUUUUUUCUUCCCAGAUCUUCGUUCUCGUGCAGGUGUACAAACAAACAAGAUUUAAGAAAUGAGACAGGAUGUAAUUGAUAGAUAAGCUUUGCUGAGAAAUAAGGAGAGCAUCGUAAGCGAACAAUAAGGACACUGAAAGUUAUGAACAAUAUUAGGUAUUUCUUUCCGCCACGGAUACAGUAUGGUCUUCAGAGGAGGAUGUAUCAAGCAAAGGCCUAGUUUAAAAACUUAAAUAUUUAAAACGCUUACAUUUCUACUUUUUAAUUGGUGCUUUCAUACAUUGGGUAAAAAAGGCUCUUGUUAAAUUGUACAGUGCCAUGCCUUUCAUUAGAAUUCUUUCUUUUACAUUGGAAUAUACAAGAACUCCACAUUUUGUUCCUUUGUCAGUGAAGGAUGUGUCUCUGCCUAGCAACCGGAAUGUUUGUAAGCAGUUAAAGUAAGUAUAACACAUUAAUGCACACCUCUUUAUCUCUCAAUUUUAUUUGUAAAUAUCUUAAAGAAUUCGAGCUAUUUGCGCGCCUUGUAAGCGGUCCACUCCCCUUGUGCAGUCUGUGAACUGUGUUGUGCUGUUUGGUUAAUACGUACUGAAUGGAAACGUGUUUCUAUAAAUAAACAAUAAUAAUAAUGA